Molecule: messenger RNA, 543 nt
Organism: Mesorhabditis belari
Lineage: Eukaryota; Metazoa; Nematoda; Chromadorea; Rhabditida; Rhabditidae
Source: the annotation of a GenBank genome assembly
AUGCGCGGCACAAAUGGAGUUGCAGAGGUGGAGCGCCGAACGAGCCAGAGAGCUGCAACGAGUCGACAUCCACAUCGCAGUGCGCCUCAACACGUUGGAGCUAUUAUCGCGAUAACUCGAGAAGAUCUGGAGGGACUCGUCUCAUCGUCGCGCAUUUCAGGACGCUGGGGAUGUGAAUGCUCAUGCCAUGCAACAGCUCCACUCGUUUCCGUUCAUCCCCGCACCGCCUCAUUCUCGAAGCUCGGUGGCACCAGUCAGCACACGGUCACGAAUCGAGGCAAAACAAGAGUUGCGGUGAAGAUCAAGUGCUCAGAUAAUAAACUCUACAAAGUGUCGCCAGUUUUCGCGUUCAUCGACUCAGGACAAUCCGUGGGAUUGAGUAUUGCACGCGGCGAGGGUGCGGCAAAAAAGGAUAAACUGGUGGUGAUGAUUUUGGAGACCACAGCACAAGCACAGGAUCCACGGGUUGUUUAUGAUGUUUGUGGGAGUCGUCCAAUGAGCCUUCCCGGUUGCUUUAAAUGUGCAAGAAACUUAAUAUUCUUA